CUGACUUUUUUAGUAUUUUGCAUACAUUCAAAGACAUUUUUUCAUCUGUGUAUCAAACCCCCUUUUUGAAUCUUUGUUGGGCUUUUGAGUUUGUUAGGCUGCUAUCAAAAAGUAAUUUGAGUGAAGACUAUUCCUAUAUAACCAGUAUGGUCGCAAAAGAUCGUCAAAGCAAAACCGACUCUCCAAAAGUGGAGGUUGGAGAGAUCGACACCAGGGCACCUUUUCAAUCCGUCAAGGAUGCUGUCAAUCUUUUUGGUGAAGGUGCUUUUUCAGGUGAAAAACCUGCCAUCAAGAAGAUAAAGCCUCAAUCUGCUGAGAGGGUCUUGGUGAAGGAAACGAAGCUCCACUUGGCACAGAAAGAGCUUGAUAAGUUAAAGGAACAGUUAAAGAGUGCUGAAACUACGAAAACUGGUGCACUUACGGAGCUCGAACGAGCCAAAAGGACUGUUGAUGAUCUUAAACACAAGCUGGAAGUUAUUAAUGCGGCAAAGGAGUCAGCAAUUAAAGAAGCAGAAGUAGCAAAGAAUCAGGUGAAACAUCUUGAUGUUGGAGACACAAAUGUUUCAAAACAAGAUCUGGAAAACACAAAAGAACAGUAUGCUGCUGUGUUUACAGAACUCGAUUCUGCCAAACAAGAACUAAGACGAAUCCGUCAUGAUCAUGAGGCAGCGUUGGAUGAAAAAACUGCUGCUAUUAAUCAAGAAAUAGAAGCCAAGCUAACAAAAAACUCAAAUUUGGAUCGAGCCGGUGAGGUAUCAAAGGAGAUAAUGUCUGUUCAAAAGACUAUUGAGCAGGUGAAGCUGGCAACAAUGGAAGUACAGCAAGAACAAGAAAAGAUAUAUUCUGCGAAGAAUGUUCAAAAACUUGCUCAUAAAGCAGCACUGGAAGAGUCUGCAAAGAAAUUACUUGCUUUACGUGAACGGGUUGACCCAGAAAUGUCGAAAGAUCUCGAAAGCCAAUUUGCAGAAACGACAUCUGAGAUAAAAAGAUUGCAAGCAGAGAUGGAGAAUGCAAGGGCUUCAGAUCUUGAUUCGUUGAAGAACGUGACCAUGGAGCUUGAUGGUGCUAAAGAGUCGUUGCAGAAAGUUCUUGAAGAAGAAAGCUCGUUAAAAAGCUUGUUGGAAUCUUUAAAGAUUGAGCUCGAGAGUGUUAAGAAGGAACAUGAAGAAUUGAAAGAAAAAGAAGCAGAGACUGAAUCUGUGGCCGCAAAUCUGAAUGCCAGGCUACAAAAAAGCAAGAUAGAUCUUGAAACAGCUCAUUUUGAAGAAGCUAAGGUCACUGAUUCUUCCGAUGAAAUGAUGUUGACUUAUCAACAAUUGAUUUCUGAGAGUGAAAAUGCAAAACGGGAAUCGGAAGAGAUGAAGGAGAAAGCUGAAGAGUUGAAGAAAGAAGCAGAAGCAAUGGCAGUGGCUUUGGAAGAAGCAGAAAGUAAACUUACAAUUGCUUUACAAGAAGCCGAUGAAGCAAAAAAAGCCGAAUCAAAAGCUCUCGAGGACAUAAAGGUAAUUUCUGAAAGAACCGAUGCUGCACGCGCAUCAACUUCCGGGUCAGGAUCGAAAAUCACGAUCUCUCAAGAAGAAUAUGAGUCAUUGAUCAGGAAAGUCGAGGAAUCAGAGAAGUUAGCAGGGAUGAAAAUGGAAGCAGCAAUGGCACAGGUGGAGGCUGUGAGAGCUAGUGAGAAAGAAGCAGUGAAGAGACUAGAAGCGGCACAAAAGGAGAUUGAUGAAAUGAAAGCUAAAACCGAGGCUGCACUAAAGAGUGCAGAGAUGGCAGAGGCUGCCAAGAAAGCGGUGGAAGGAGAGCUUAAAAGGUGGAGGGAAAAGGAACAGAAGAAAGCCGCAGAAGCCGCAGCUUUAAUCCUUCAAGAAACACAAAUGCAGCAGACACCAUCUUCACCUUCAACCCCGGUUUACAAGCAGAGUCCCCCACAAAAGCAAAAGACGAAAAAAGUGCUUGGCAGCAAUCUCAGUGGCAUCUUCCACAGGAAGAAAUCGCAGGUUGAUGGUGGAUCUUCUCCUUCAUAUUUGCCUGGUGAGAAGCCCAUGUAAUUAGCUCUGAAAGUGUUUGUGUUUUGCUUGGAGUGUACGAGUGGUUGGUGUGUAUAUUGUUGAACCUAACUUGAGAAUGAAAGCUCGUGUUUUUGUGAACGACAAGAAAAUGACACCCGAGUGACCAAAACUUUUGGUAACUCGGGUAUCUAGUAUAUGAGAGAUUUGAACUCGGAAUCAUUAAAUUAUUACUCAUGAGUUUUUUUACUUAA
Erigeron canadensis is the source of this 2260-nucleotide messenger RNA. Its product is annotated as WEB family protein At5g55860. Bases 147 to 2048 code for a protein of 633 amino acids. The record is from RefSeq and is a predicted model, not a curated record. The transcript is spliced from 4 exons. Lineage: Eukaryota; Viridiplantae; Streptophyta; Magnoliopsida; Asterales; Asteraceae.